Molecule: messenger RNA, 1032 nt
Organism: Eimeria necatrix
Lineage: Eukaryota; Apicomplexa; Conoidasida; Eucoccidiorida; Eimeriidae
Exons: 3
Coding region: 1-1032 (343 amino acids)
Biological process (GO): tRNA methylation
Cellular component (GO): cytoplasm
Molecular function (GO): tRNA methyltransferase activity
Source: RefSeq, a predicted model, not a curated record
AUGAAAAAAGAAGAAAAGAGUCUUUUCAUUGUAAAUGAAAUUGUGGUGGACCUUUUUGCUGGCAUUGGCUUCUUCGCCCUUCCCGCCCUCGCCUUUUGCCCGCCCCACAAACUCCGCAAACUCUACGCCUGCGACCUCAACCCCCACGCCCUCAAAUUCUUCAGCGAGGCGCUGCCCGUCAACCGCAUAGACCCCAAGAGGGUGACUUUUCUUUUAUGCGACAGCUUCGCGCCUCCGUCAGGUGCUGCUGCUGCUGCUGCUGCUGCUGCUGCUGCUGCGGGCGACGAGGAGGCCUUUGCUGCUGCUGUUGAGGCAGCAGUUGAGGCGUCUCCCGCUGCUGCAGCAGCGCGAGCAGCAAUUGGCUCUUCUUCACCCCCGCAGCAGCAGCAGAGCACUCCACCCUCAUCAACCCCAGCAGCAGCUGCAGCAGCAGCAGCAGCAGCAGCAGCAGCAGCAGCAGCAGGCGUGCCUGCUGCGCUGCUGGGAGCAGCAGACCGAGUGAGCCUCGGGCUAAUCCCCUCCAGCGAAAAGGCCUGGCCAACUGCUGUGGCGCUGCUCAGCAGCAGCAAAGGAGGCUUUUUGCACAUCCACGGAGUGCAGCAGCAGCAGCUCGCCAGCAGCAGCAGCAGACCCUCCCGCCUGCUCGUCUACCCCCCAGCCGCUGCAGCAGCAGCAGCAGCAGAAGCAGCUGCAGCAGCGGGACCAGCAGCAGCAGCAGCAGGACCAGCAGCAGCAGCAGCAGCAGGACCAGCAGCAGCAGCAGCAGCAGGACCUGCAGCAGCAGCAGCAGCAGGACCAGCAGCAGCAGCAGCAGCAGCAGCAGGAACUGUGGGGGGCAACUGCCGGCUGGGGGCUUCUUUGGGGUUUGCGCAGCACGUGCUGCAGCAAAUUGGAAAGUUGGUGGCAGCAAAAGCAGCAGCAAGCAGCAGCCCGUGGCAGGUGUCUAUACACCGCGUGGAAAAGGUCAAGUCUUUUGCGCCAAAGCUUUUCCAUUUUGUUGUCGAAGUUGAAAUAAAGCCUUUUCAGAAUUAA